Pyrgilauda ruficollis (rufous-necked snowfinch) is the source of this 2054-nucleotide messenger RNA. It is a transcript of the gene PCBP2, whose product is annotated as poly(rC) binding protein 2. Gene Ontology annotation, biological process: positive regulation of transcription by RNA polymerase II. Gene Ontology annotation, cellular component: cytoplasm; nucleoplasm; nucleus. The transcript has 15 exons. NCBI's taxonomy places the organism in Eukaryota, Metazoa, Chordata, Aves, Passeriformes, Passeridae. The record is from RefSeq and is a predicted model, not a curated record. Gene Ontology annotation, molecular function: single-stranded DNA binding; mRNA binding. The coding region runs from base 157 to 1593 and encodes 478 amino acids.
GGGCGAGGCAGCACGGGGAAGCCGGAAUCCUGCCUGGACAGGCUGGGGGGGAUUGACGGAGCCCCUCACGUCCCAGCCCCUCACUCACCCAGCCCCUCUCCCCCCAGCCGAGGCCCGAGCGCUGCCGCAGCCUGAGCCGACCCCGCGCUGCCCACCAUGGACACCGGAGUCAUCGAAGGGGGUCUCAAUGUCACGCUCACCAUCCGGCUACUCAUGCACGGAAAGGAGGUGGGAAGCAUCAUUGGGAAGAAAGGGGAGUCGGUGAAGAAGAUGCGUGAGGAGAGCGGAGCUCGCAUCAACAUCUCGGAAGGGAACUGCCCCGAGCGGAUCAUCACCCUCGCGGGACCCACCAACGCCAUCUUCAAAGCUUUUGCGAUGAUCAUUGACAAACUGGAAGAGGACAUCAGCAGCUCCAUGACCAACAGCACAGCUGCCAGCCGGCCCCCGGUCACCCUCCGGCUUGUGGUGCCCGCCAGCCAGUGCGGGUCCCUCAUUGGCAAGGGAGGCUGCAAGAUCAAGGAGAUCCGAGAGAGCACGGGGGCACAGGUCCAGGUGGCAGGGGACAUGCUGCCCAACUCGACUGAGCGAGCCAUCACCAUCGCUGGGAUCCCACAGUCCAUCAUCGAGUGCGUCAAACAGAUCUGCGUCGUCAUGCUUGAGUCUCCCCCGAAGGGUGUCACCAUCCCGUACCGACCCAAGCCAUCCAGCUCUCCUGUCAUCUUUGCAGGCGGCCAGGACAGGUACAGCAGCGGCAGUGCGAGCUACCCCCACACCGCCCCAUCCAUGUGCCUCAACUCUGACUUGGAGGGACCACCUCAGGAGGCCACCCGGCAGCCACUGCAUGGCAACGAACUUGGGCCAAUUCCAGCCUGGGCUGCAGUUCUUCCGGCCUAUACCAUUCAAGGACAGUAUGCCAUUCCACAGCCAGAUCUGACCAAGCUGCACCAGUUGGCAAUGCAACAGUCACACUUUCCAAUGUCUCAUGGCAACACUGGAUUCAGUGGCGUUGACUCCAGCUCUGCAGAGGUGAAAGGCUAUUGGGGUUUGGAUGCCUCUGCCCAAACCACCUCCCAUGAACUCACCAUUCCAAACGAUCUGAUUGGCUGCAUCAUCGGGCGUCAGGGCGCCAAGAUCAACGAGAUCCGCCAGAUGUCCGGGGCUCAGAUCAAGAUUGCCAACCCCGUGGAAGGCUCUACUGACAGGCAGGUGACCAUAACUGGAUCUGCAGCGAGCAUCAGCCUGGCCCAGUAUCUAAUUAAUGUCAGUUUAGAAAGCGCUAAACCCUCCUCCCAGGCAGCCUCCGUCACGAUCCCUGACCACCUCAGCAUCAACCUCUCUCAACCCUCCACCCCUUCUUCUUCUUCCUCCUCCACCACCACCCCCUCGCUCGCCACCGCGGGGGCCUCCGACGCACCCUCCAGCCUCCCCAACCCUCUUCCGACCGCCCCUUGUGUCUCCAGUCUGCUUGGCAUGAAACCUGUCCCUCUCCUGGCGCUAAAUGUCGUGUCUGCGGCCAAGGGCGCCGCGGCGCCCGCCGUGCCCUGUGUCACUAACAAACUCAAAGCGGAGAAGCAGAGGUUUUCCCCGUACUGAGGCUGCUCCAGGGGUGGCAGCACCAGGACCCCGGAGAGGAGACUUGGAACGCCAGUUUUUUUUUUCCUCUUUUUUUAUUCUUUUUGGGGUUUUUUUUUAAAUUUUCCUUUGUACCGAGCUCGCGCUGCCGUGGCAGCAGCAGAGCUGUUCUUGCCGGCCGAGAGACUGUGUCCCCGUGUCCUGUGAGCGGUCACAACUCCUUCUCCGCCUGCCUGUAGUUGUUGCUUGUUACUUUUUUUUUUUUUUUUAUUUUUUUUCCUUUUUUCUCCUGCUUUUCCCUUUUUUUUUUGAGUAGUUUGGGUGCAGCUGUGGGGUUUGGGGAGGGAUGGGGGGGUGGAGGGAGGGAAGGGACUCUGUGAUUUUUUUUUUGUGGGAGGGGGAACUGCAUCCCCGGUGCCCUGGGGGCCUCACCUGUCCUCUCUUAACUGUCUGUACCUGUAAUAAAGUUGCCACGGUGAGAA